UCACAGAAACCAUUAUUGAGGAGCACAUGGGGCUGUUGUUAAAGUAGUAAUUAUUGAGCAGUGGAGCCGUUGUUCACAUUUAUCUGUUUAUUUCUAAGUGGACUCUUGACUUUACAUAACUAGCCAAGUCUUCCUUCUUCACAGCCACUUUAAUCUUCCUCCUCUCAUAUCUCAAACUACUCUCUAUCAGCUAAGCUUGCUACGUUUUCUUUCAUCCAACAAGAACAAAUGGCCGAUGCAAUCCUGUAUGGCGUUGUUCAGAAGAUUAUUGAAAGCUCGGGCUCCUCCACUCUCAAACAGAUUGGAUCGAUCUGGGGUGUCAAAGAUGAUCUCGAAAAAAUGAACAACACUGUUCUCGCUAUUCAAGCUGUACUUCAGGAUGCAGAGGAGCAGCAGGUCCAGAACAAACAAGUCGAGCACUGGCUCAACAGGCUCAGAGAUGUAGUUUUUGAUGCAGAUGACUUGCUGAGCGAGUUCUCCACUCAUGUGCUUCAGCGUAAGGUGAUGGGUGGUGAUAAAAUGGCAAAGAAGGUACGUAUUUUCUUUUCAAGAUCAAACCAACUUGUUUUUAGUUUUAAGAUGGCUUGCAAAAUAAAGGCUACGAGGGAGAAGCUUAAUGAUAUAGCAACUGAUUGGAAAAAUUUUCACUUGGAGUUGGUAGAGCGUCCUUUAAAGACACAGGAUGUGACUAGGGACAGGGACCAAACUCACUCAUAUAUAGGUGAAGAAGAAGUUAUUGGGAGAGAAAAGGAAAGGAAGGACAUCGUAGAUCUAUUGUUGGACUUUGAUGUGAAAGACAAUGUCUCAUUCGUAUGCAUAGUGGGGAUUGGAGGGUUGGGGAAAACCACACUGGCUCAAUAUGUAUACAAUGAUAAAAGUGUCAAGGAUUAUUUUGAUUUGAAGAUGUGGGUGUGUGUAUCUGAUGACUUUGAUGUUAAAAAAAUUACUGAAAAGAUAAUUGAAUCUGCAACUAAAACAAAACCUGAAAAUCUUGGGAUGGAUCCAUUGCAAAAUAAACUCCGGGAUCAACUCAACCAAAAGAAGUACUUGCUUGUAUUGGAUGAUGUUUGGAAUGAGAAUAAAGAUCGCUGGUGUAAUUUGAAAAGACUUUUGAUGGGUGGUGCAAAGGGAAGUAAGGUGUUGAUAACUACAAGGACUAAACUGGUUGCAGAGAUUACCAGCACAAUCAAGCCGUAUGUUCUAAGUGGCCUGCCAAAGGAUAAAUCUUGGAGUUUAUUGAAACGAAUGGCAUUCGGAGAAGGACAAGAUACCACUGAUCCUGGUCUUGAAACAAUUGGAAUGGACAUUGUAGAAAAAUGUCAAGGAGUGCCUCUUGCUGUAAAGACAAUAGGGAGAGUUUUAUAUUUUAAAACAACAGAAACUGAAUGGUUAGAUAUCGAGAAUAAUGAACUUACAAAUGUAAACAAUGGUAUUUUACCAGUUCUAAAAUUGAGUUACGAUCAUCUUCCAUCAUAUUUGAAGUGUUGUUUUGCAUAUUGUUCAUUGUUUCCUAAAGAUUACUUAAUUGAUAAGUUGACAUUGAUACAAUUAUGGAUAGCACAAGGAUUUAUUCAAUCACAAGAAAAGAACAAACAAUUAGAGGAUAUUGCCAAUCAGUACUUCAUGGAUUUGCAUUGGAGGUCCUUCUUUCAAGAAGCAGAAGAAGAUGAAGGCAUGAAUAUGAAGUUUAAGAUGCAUGAUUUAAUCCAUGAUCUUGCACAAUCAGUCUCAAAGAGUGAGUUUACUCUGGUUGAUUCUAAUGUAAACAAUGUCAAUGAAAAAGUUCGUCAUCUCUCAUUUUCAAUUGACAAUGUUUCGUUUAUUAGGCAGAAUUUAAGCACAUUGGUUAAAGCAAAUAAGAUGCGAGCAUUUAUUUUGGCAUGCGAUCCUCGGGUUGAUGAAGGGGAAAUAGUGGAAGAUUCAAUUCUCAAACCACUUAUUUCUAGUUUUAAAUACUUGCGUGUGUUAGACCUACAUGGGUUAGAAAUGAAGACAUUGCCAAAUACCAUUGGUAAGUUGAUGCAUUUGAAGUACCUUGAUCUCUCCUAUAAUGAAAUUGAAGUUCUCCCUAGUUCUAUAACUAGAUUAGUGAAUUUGCAAACAUUAAAGCUCUCUUGCUGUACUAAUCUUAAGGAGUUACCGGCUGACAUUCAAAAAUUGGUCAGCCUCAAGCACCUUGACCUAGAAGAUUGUGAGAAUUCGACUCAUAUGCCACGUGGAUUUGGUCAAUUGACUUCUCUUCAAACAUUAAAUCUCUCUGGGGGUGAAAAGCUAAGUGAGUUACCCGCUGACAUUCAAAAAUUGGUCAGCCUCAAGCACCUUAACCUAAAAGGUUGCAAGAAUUUGACUCAUAUGCCACGUGAAUUAGGGCAAUUGACUUGUCUUCAAGCAUUAAAUCUCUCUGGGUGUGUGAUGCUAAGAGAGUUACCAGCUGACAUUCAAAAAUUGGUCAGCCUCAAGCACCUUCACAUAGAUGGUUGUAAGAAUUUGACUCAUAUGCCAUGUGGAUUAGGGCAAAUGACUUCUCUUCAGACAUUAACCUUAUUUGUUGUGAGUAAGGGUUCUGUAGGUUCUUUCAAGCAUUGCGGUGGGCUAGCGGGAUUAAAGAAGCUAAAUGACUUGAGAGGAAAAUUAGAGAUUAAAAAUUUGGGAUGGGUGAAAGAUGCUUCCUCAGAAUUCAAAGCAGCAAAUUUGAAGGAGAAGCAGCAUCUGAGUGAGUUGGAAUUAAGCUGGAAUUUGGAGAGUGAUGAUGCCGUAGAUACCUGUGAUGAUGAAAAUUCCAUGGAUGGCCUCCAACCACAUCAAAGUUUAAAAUCUUUGCAAAUGGACGGGUACAUGGGUGUGAGGUUUUCUAGUUGGCUUUCAUUCUUAACAAAUCUCGUUGAAUUAAGAAUAUACAAUUGUAAGAAGUGCCAAUAUUUGCCAACGUUGUAUCAACUCUCAAACCUUCGAUUACUAUCUAUUCAAGAUAUGGAUGGUCUGGAGUACAUGACAGACGGGGAUAUGAAUGAUGAGAUAUCUGCUUCACUGGCAUCACCAUCAACAUUUUUCCCAUCCCUUCAGACACUCGGGCUCAGUGUAUGCUUCGAUCUAAAGGGAUGGUGGAGGAGUGUGGAUAAGGGGAAUGAGGCAACAACGACAUCAACAAUAUCAUCAACUAAUCACUAUCACCAACACAUGCCGUACUUUCCGCGUCUUUCUUCUUUAUGGUUGGAUAAUUGCCCUAAGAUGACUUGCAUGCCGCUGUUUCCAAAUCUUGAAAUAGAUCUUUGGUUGCGUAAUAGCAGUUUGAAGGCAUUGGAAGAGACAAUAGAGAUGAAUAAUAGGGGAGGAAGGGCUUCUUCAUUUCCGUCCUCUUCCUCUUCCUCUUCCUCCUCCUUCUCCCCUCCUCUCUCCAAAUUAAAGCAAUUGACUCUGACUCUGGAGUUGGAGUCUCUGCCAGAGGAGUGGUUUAAAAACCUAACUUCUCUUGAGAGAUUAAACAUUUGGUGGUGUCCCAAUCUGACGUCACUCCCCGAAGGGAUGAGUCACCUCACCUCUUUACAGAGCCUGCAUAUCCGUUGCUGUCCCCAAUUAAAGCAAAGAUGCGAGAAGGAAAAUGGAGAGGAUUGGGAUAAGAUUUCUCACAUCCCAAAUCUUAGAAUCGUAGAUUGAAAAGUUGAACUACUGCAUACGCUUCCCUGAAAGAACAAGAGGAUUUCAAAUGGGAAGAAGAAAGCUUAUUCUUGACGUUUCAGAAGUUGGUACACAAGAUUCUUCUACACAAAAAUGGCUGAUUCAGACAUGGAUGAUGAUAAUGACAAAAAAGUAGCACCGAGAUAUUUUGAAGCGCAAAGCAAACUUCUGAAAGGGUGUCAGCAAGAACAGGGGACGGUUGGUAAAAACUUCUCACAUCCUAGAGAGAGGCCUGUGAACGGUGAAGGUCUGAGAAGAGUGUGAUUUCCAAGUGCAGUGGUUCCAAGCGGAAACCUUCUAAAACAGGUUUCAUCAUGGGCAUUGAAUUUGAGAAACAAGACAGCGACAUCAUUUCAAAUUUUCUUGAAUUAUUGGGCUUUGAUGAUUUAAUUGGUUUCAAAAGUUCUAUGGAAGAAGAAUGUCAUGAUAUAGAUGAGGCAAGCUUGUGGUAUAGGAGGAGAAUUGGGUCAAAGAUGAUGGGAUUUAAAGAGAAGACAGCCCCCUCAUGACUGCUACCAUGUUUGAAAGCAAGGGUGUGUUGAAUUAUAUUCUGGAAACCAGUUUUAUUGAUGUUAACCAGGCUUCUGGUUUGGACGGGUUUCUGCACUUCAUUUUGUUGCUGCUGUGGACUUUGCUAUUUAAGGAAAGGAUGGAGAAGCACACUAUGCUGCUUCUAGGAAGCACUUAGAGGGAAGAGGACAGCGAGAGGGAAAUCACUGUGAUCAUGGCAUGUAUUGUAGAAGAAGAUGGGGAAGUCAUUAUGGAUUUAGAGCAAACAGAUGAACAAGAAACACCAGGUAUCUCACUACAUGCCAUUAGUGGUGACCAAUGCACCCAAGGCGAUGAAGGUAUUUGGUUGAAUUAAUUAAUAAGUCUUGUUUGGAAUGUGGCACUUACAUAACAUGGAUUUUUUUUUUUUGUCUUUGUUGUAGUCUUGACCUCUUAAGGAUAGUUAGCAUAUCAUUAAAUCAUAAUGCCUCCUUGGACAAUUAGAUGUUUUAUAUUUGUUGAAAAAAUAAUAUAAUUUUGGAGCUUUUUAUUCACCAGUAUAGGAAUUCAUUUUUCUGAUUAAAAAAUUUUAUAAUUGAAUGCCUUGUAAAAGCAAUGAAGAUAACAAUAGCUUGCAGUUGGGGAAAAACAAAUGGUACUAAAGAAAUGUGUUACCUGCUUUAAUUAGAUCAUAAACAAGUCCCUUGUUUUCUAUGAACUUCUUGUUUUUAUGUCCAUCAGUGUCAUGAAAUCUGGAGUGCCCCUUGUGGAAAAAAUUAUUGCCUUGAGAAAAAAAAUUUGCAAGUUAAAAAUGAACACCAAAACUUUCUUUCUCCAACGUUCUCUAGAAGAAGUUAUUUGGAACCCAGGAAAAAAAAAAAAUCCAACUUUGGUUCAAAUUGAAGGUGGUGAUAUUUCCCUUUUCCUCUAGAAUUUUGAAAUUGGUUUCUGUUGAUUAACUAGAGCAUUGGAGAAAAAGCUUCAGCUUUUUCCUCCUCACAGGGGAAUGUGCCAUUGAUCAGACUACUUACAUUACUGAGUUUGUGAGUUUUAUAUUAAAGGAGUGGAAGGAUACAAUCAAUCCAUUGGGAAGGAAAAGAAAGGAAAGAAUUUGUAGUGUCCAUUUUAUUGUGUUGUUCUGUCCUCGGUUUUUUUUUUUUUUACAAGUUGGUAAUAUUUUCCUGUCUAUCAAUCUUUUUCAACAACUAUGAAUACCACAAAAAGUUAAGGAGGUCAACCCAAUUAGUGAGAGAAAUCAUGUGUUCUGAAUAUAAGAUGAGGUAAAUUGAUGGUCAAUGAGGAACAACCAAUCAAGCUAUUUUUGACAUCUGACAAGUUGGUACGUAAGAUUCUUCCAGACAACGGAUCCAUUUCAUACAUGGAUGACGAUGAAGAGAAAAAAAAAAAAAAAAAAUAGCACUGGUAAUUUUAGCUUUACAUAAGAAAUUACAGUGAAAUCAGCUGGAGCUACCAGCAUGGAUUUUGUGUCCAAGAAAUUGAAGAAGAAAUAUAACAUCACCAGCAUGAAGCUGCUUAUACAUGGGUAGAUUCUAUAAAUGGAUGGGAGUUCCUAUGCAUUCAAGUGCAAGAUAUGCACAUUAUGUUACAAACAUUGAUUACGUGCAGAAACCUUUUGAAACAAGGUUUCAUCAUGGGCAGUGAAUUUGACAAACAAGCAGUUUGAAAAAUCUUUUCAAUUUUUCUUGAAUUAUCAGACUUCGAUGAUUUAAUUGGUUUCAAAAGUGAUGUGGAGAAAAGAAUGUUGGUGAGGCAAGCUUGUGGUAUGGGAGGAGAAUUGGGUUCAAAGAUGAUGGGGUUUGAAGAGAAGACAGCCCUCAUGACUGCUAACAUGUUUGGAAGCGAGGUUGUGUUAAAUUAUAUACUGGAAACCAGUUGUUGCUGUUGUGGACUUUGCUAUUUCAACUGAGGUUGUUAAGCUCUUGCUUGAUGCUUCUGCACUUCAUUUUGUAUAUUGUUGCAUACUGUUGACUAUGUACAGUACACCUUGUUCAUUUUAUUCCUGUUGUUUCUUCGCUUUAUAAUAGUAAUUAUCUUUACAUAAUAUUGUGUAAUAGAACAUGUAUUCGGGGUGGAUGUUUAUUUCUAUAAUCAUUCAUUUUGGACA
Molecule: messenger RNA, 6289 nt
Organism: Quercus robur (English oak)
Lineage: Eukaryota; Viridiplantae; Streptophyta; Magnoliopsida; Fagales; Fagaceae
Product: putative disease resistance protein RGA1
Exons: 9
Coding region: 229-3654 (1141 amino acids)
Biological process (GO): defense response to other organism
Molecular function (GO): protein binding; ADP binding
Source: RefSeq, a predicted model, not a curated record